AAGCCAUAGGAAUGAAUGGGAAAAACCGGACGCCAUAGGAAUGAAUGGGAACCGGAUCGAGCGCUCGGGACGGGAACCGGAUCCCGCGACCUUUCCCGCUGUCAAACCCCGGGCACAAUGCAGGCCGCGAUGGAGGUGGCGCAGCGGUACUGUUCCACCGAGCUGGAGAGCUACGCUCAGUGCGUGGCGUCCAACCCGAGCACCUGGGGAGUCAAGUGCCACGACCUCAAGGCCCAAGUGUCCAAGUGCACCAGCUCGCACCCCGUGGUUCGUAAGAUCCAGGCGGCGUGCGCCAGCGAGUUCGGCGCGUUUGAGACGUGCCUCAAGGAGAACGCGUCGGCCGUGCUGCUCUGCUCCUCGCACAUGAAGGGCUUCCUGGCGUGUGCCGAGCGCGUCGACACCGGCCUGCCCAUCACCGGCGUGGCCCAAAGUACUUGCGAGAAAAGCUGAUUCAGAUGCUCUUGGAAAAGCUCGGGGUCCUUGGGAACAGUGUGUGAAGGCAUUUCUGGAGACCUUUAACACGAGACUGUACCCAGCGCAGCUUGCGGUGCAUUUCUGGGAGGCACUGUAAUGUUUCUUUUUGUUUUAAUAAAAAUGAUAACGCUCCGAUAAGAAUCUUGACGUGCGGUGCUAAUGUAUUUAUAAAUAGCAGCGUGUUUUGCAAAUUAUGAAUUUGCAGGACCAGGCUAAUUCUCAAAUAUUUAAUCGCAAUAUUUAAAUGGGGGUUGGGGGGGGUCUGGAUAUCUCAUUGUGGAGAUUGUUCGACUUUCUUUGGAUUCAUUCGGUAGAAAUGUGUUUGGAGUUAAUAAAAAGCAAUAGCCAAAACCCCAAAACUUGGAUAAUUUUACUGUCCUCAGAGUCUCUUUACGAAAGAUAAAUGCAACAUUUUCUCAAUGUUGAAAUGUUAAACGCAAAUCACCGACACAUGUAAAAAGCUCUAAAAAAUAACGUUAUAAUUUUGGAAUGUGUAUUUGUUGUUCCCCAACGUAAGAGUUGCCCCAGUGCCUUUACCUCUGUAAAAAAACGGAAAAUCAAACUUAAGAUGCAGUAGAAUAAUAGUGUGCGGCUUGCCUGCAUUAUUAAACCUUUGGUAAAUCCAAAUUCGUUGCAUUACAUAAAUUGCUUGAAGGAUACCGAAGUUUGAAAUGAUAUCGCGAGUACUGUGCCAUAAUUCAUCGGAAACUGUAGUGGACACUGCAGCCUCGUGUUAACGUAUUGGUUGACAUAAUGAUUGUACUCACGAUGGUACUUGAGUAUGUUUAUUGUACUCCAAGAGCUGACCUAAAAGUCAUGUGUGGUGAUACUUCAUUGGCAGUGGAAGCACAAGUACAAAAAACUAAACAAACACAUUCGUCUUCUAUAACAAUGUCUUAAGAAAUAGGUAUCGUCAGUGAAAUAUAUCUGGCUGGGGUCCUUCGCAGCACAUAGGCCAGAGCCUUUCUACGUACUUCGAGGAAGGGCUAUUGCCCAAAACGAUGCAUAUUAUAUACUUUUUUUUUAAGCAGUGUUGGUGACGAAUGUGUUGAUACAUCUCCUGCUUUGGUCGAGCAGGUUGAGUGCUCUGAACGGUGUUGCUUGCUCCAGUGCUGAUUGAAUCUUUAUCUCGUGUCCGUCGGUCAUUACCUUUACGUAGAACAAGGCAAAUGCCUUUGCAGAGACAGUAUUAAGCAUUUCAAGUAAAAAUGCCCCUAUUUCGUUAAAAAGCAGAAUAAAUGUACGGGAAUACGAAUCACUCGCGACGUUCUGUGUAACGGGCCAAUGUUUUCACCAUGCAGUAAUCAAUAUAUCGUUGUUUCAUUUGUGGAACUAUACCCAAAUGUAUAUACACGUACAAGUAACCGGUCUGUAGGUUAUUUGUUGUUUGAUGAAGUGCUUAUCGUGAGAUUUUUAACUUGAAUUUUUUUUAUCGAUGCGAUGCUGAAAAAUGCAUGGAAACCAAAUCUUAAAACAGAUGCUGUAAUCGCGUAACUGAAUUUUGGGAAAUAUUUUUUGCCGGCAAUCGAAAACUCUGCGAAGUAGUUGAAAACCAGGCAUGUGCAUUGCUGCGUUAAUUGCAAAUACUUUCUUACAAUACUUGCAUCGAAUUACGGGCGAGAAUCGCCCGUUUCAAGACUUACGCAAAUUAUGUGCACAUGUUACAUUGACACAAGUAGAGGAUCGAAUUUGUGACCCUGGAUCAUGACGAUUAAUCGGAUGACGCGGGAGUGGGUAAGAGUGAGUGGUGACACAUCUGUUUAAAACAACACGACUUUAUAUUGGUGCUGCCGUGAUGAAUUUUCGACUCGUUUGAAGGUGCCUUACCUCCCACUGCCCCAGGUCCUCUGUGAUUAAAUAAAUUAAAACUCUUGUAUCUAUAUAUUGCUCAUACACAGAUUAUUAUUUUUAUUUGACGUCUGUGUAGCUGUGUAUUUAAACUCGAUUGACUCAAAUAAACAAAUGAAUGCGUUACAUAAAAAAUA
This is a messenger RNA of Petromyzon marinus (sea lamprey), 2459 nucleotides long. RefSeq names its product coiled-coil-helix-coiled-coil-helix domain containing 5 (gene CHCHD5). Gene Ontology annotation, cellular component: mitochondrial intermembrane space. NCBI's taxonomy places the organism in Eukaryota, Metazoa, Chordata, Hyperoartia, Petromyzontiformes, Petromyzontidae. The record is from RefSeq and is a predicted model, not a curated record. Gene Ontology annotation, biological process: cellular respiration.